Molecule: messenger RNA, 2436 nt
Organism: Polypterus senegalus (gray bichir)
Lineage: Eukaryota; Metazoa; Chordata; Cladistia; Polypteriformes; Polypteridae
Product: taste receptor type 1 member 2-like
Exons: 5
Coding region: 1-2436 (811 amino acids)
Biological process (GO): G protein-coupled receptor signaling pathway
Cellular component (GO): membrane
Molecular function (GO): G protein-coupled receptor activity
Source: RefSeq, a predicted model, not a curated record
AUGGUGCCUCCUUCAGCUGGACGUUUCCUGGCUGUGUCUCCGGGGGACUACAUAAUUGGGGGCAUUUUCCCAUUCAGUGGCCAGUUAUUUCUGAAUUACCAGUGCAACUGGAGAAACGUGCAGCAGUUCUUGAUGGUGGAGGCCAUGAGGUUUGCAGUAGACGAGAUCAACAACUCAAGCAACAUCCUGCCCAACAUCACCUUAGGUUACCAGCUGCUGGACAACUGCAGCAUGGAGGAGACCUUCCAUAGCAUUUUACACCUGCUGUCUGAUACAGAGGUUGACGUCCUGUACGUGUGGCAUGACCCGUCCAAAUACUUACCCACUGUACUUGCCAUCAUUGGACCAGGAGACAGCACUGCAGCAACUGCCAUCAUGGGGCUACCCAGUUGGUACUGGGUGCCCAUGAUUGACUUCUUUGACUCGGUCCAGAUGCUGGCCAAUAAGAGGCUCUACCCUUCAUACUUCUGCACGGUGCCCAGCACCCUGGAGCAGACCAUAGCCAUCCUGGGGUUGAUGCAGCAGUUUAGCUGGACCUGGGUUGCCUUAGUGGGUAGCAGCACAGAUUAUGGUCAGGAGUCCAUGCAGUUAUUCCUCGAGAUGAGUGCCACAUAUGGAGUGUGUGUGCCCUACUUCAGCACCAUCACCACAUCACCCCAGGACACUACGAGAAUUCUGGGCGAGAUCAUGGCUGUCAAUGUGACCGUGAUCUUUGCUGAAGACACAGUGGUGGAGUCAUUUUUUCAAGUGGCAAUGAAUCAGAGUAUUGAAGGGAAGGUCUGGGUGGCCAGCAACACUUGGUCUGUGUCAACACGGGUAGCAGCAGUUAGUGGCAUACUGAAAACUGGCACUGUGUUGGGCAUUGCAGUUAAGGAGCGGCCCAUGCCUGGUUUUGAGGAGUAUCUAAGUAAGAGGUUCCAGUCCCCCACACCGCACACAGGAUCAAACAGCCCGAUGACUAGCUGUAUAGGCCUGACAGCCAAACAGAUCCUAAGUUACACGGGCACCCGUGUGUCAUACGGGGUAUAUGCUGCUGUUCAUGCUGCCAGUGAGGCUCUAAACUUGGCUCUUGGCUGCAAACCCAACCUCUGUGAAAGGAAGAGGAUCUACCCAUGGCAGGUACUCAAUGCCAUGAAGACAAUGAACUUCUCUAUCAGUAAUAUUACUGGAGACCCCAACAGGCUGGUGGAGAGCGAAUAUGACAUCAUCACCUGGCAUGCCAAAGCACAGUUGCCUUCUGUGACCAUCGUGGGCCAUUAUAGCCGAAGUCAAGGCGUAAAGCUCAACAAGACACUGAUUGGUUGGGGUACCACAGGCCAACAGGUAGAGUGGGGCAGGAUGGGGGUACUCUGCCAUGAGAAAGUUCAAUAUGGGGCACUAACCGGGGCACCUCUGCCAUUCCAGGAGCCCUUCUCUGUCUGCAGUGAAGAGUGUGGCCUCACGGCAAGGAAGGAGAGAGGCAGCCACAUGUGCUGCUUCCAGUGCAUCCCCUGCGCACCUGGCAUGUUCGCCAAUAAAAGCAAUCCAUACACUUGCCAGUCCUGUAACGUCAAUGAGUGGUGGAAUCCAUUUGAGAAGAGGUGUCUGAGAAGGGAAGUGGAGUUCUUGAGGUGGAGUGACCCGACUGGGAUGUUGCUGGCCUGUGUCUCCUGGCUCGCGGUCAUCCUGACCUUGGGCAUCAUUGUUUUGUUCCUGUGGUACCAGGACACCCCUGUUGUCAAAGCUACUGGGGGCAGGAUGAGUCUAGUCAUGUUGGUCUGCCUGACUGUGGCCUACUUGAACAUCAGUUUGUACAUUGGGAAACCCUUCAACCUGGUCUGCUUGAUUCGCCACCCCAUCUAUGCCAUCACAUCCAGCAUUUGUUUGUCCUGCAUGGCCGUCAAGACCUUCCAGCUCGUGUGCAUCUUCAAGCUAGCCAGACGGCUACCCUCAGCCUACAAUUAUUGGGCCCAUCAUUCUGGGCCAGUAUUUACCAUAGUAGGCUUCACGGCAGUGGACAUUGUCAUUCAGGUAACCCACUCUAUCCUGACCCACCCCAAGGCUACAGCAGACACCUCAUCCUUUCCAGAUCUGAUUCUGCUAAACUGCAGCCAUUCUCUGGAUUUGCUGGAUAUCUUCUACAAGACCCUCUUGAGUCUCUUGGCUUUCCUUCUUGCCUACCUAAGUAAGGAUCUUCCCCCCAGCUACAGUGAGGUCAAGUGCAUCGCUUUCUCAGCCCUUAUUUUCCUGGUGGGCUGGGGCUUCUACCUCACAGUCCAUGCGCUGGAACUUGGCAAGAUGUCUAGUGUCCUCAAGGUUCUAAGUAUUCUGCUCAGUCUGCUUGGUAUCACUGCUGGCUACUUCCUGCCUCGCUGUUACAUCAUUCUGAUCCAACCAGAACGCAACACUGCCACCUUUUUCCAGAACAUGAUUCAUGAGUACACCAUGGGUAGCUAG